AUGUGUGGAUAUACGAUUUUUUACACAGCUGAUGGUUUACCCGAUGCCGCUGAUCAACGAUCUACUGGAGGAUCUCGAGUCUACACUGUGGUAUUGCUCUUUGGAUAUGGCGAGCGGAUUCUGGGUGGUGAAGAUGACGGAUCGGGCCCGGCUGAUCUCUGGAAUCGGAUGCCUUUUGGGCGGAAAAAUGCGCCGCAGAUCUACCAGCGGAUGAUCGACAAUGCCCUGUAUGGGUUCACUCGGAUCCCAAAAAUGGCAGGUGAUCUGAAGCAUCUGGCUGUAUUCGAGGCCGGAGAACCCAAAGAUCCGGUCAAACCAUUGGUGUUAGGACGCAGAUCCUACAUCGACGACAUCUUGGUGCCAGCUGAUAAUUGA
Messenger RNA from Phytophthora megakarya, 375 nucleotides. The record is from the annotation of a GenBank genome assembly. NCBI's taxonomy places the organism in Eukaryota, Oomycota, Peronosporomycetes, Peronosporales, Peronosporaceae.